CCGGGUUGAUACAGGAUUCGGCUAAUCCUACUCAACAGGAAGUGAAUUCGAUUCUACGUACUUAUAUUCUAUCACAGUUGCUCUAUUUACCUGGAGGGACUACUUCGUUCGAUAGGCAUCUUCUUGAUGCGAACGAUGCUCUCACCAGCUUACUCCUUGGAGGAAAUUUACAAUUUUACACAACUCCACUGGUCUUAC
Molecule: messenger RNA, 198 nt
Organism: Perkinsus marinus ATCC 50983
Lineage: Eukaryota; Perkinsozoa; Perkinsida; Perkinsidae
Exons: 1
Source: RefSeq, a predicted model, not a curated record